Messenger RNA from Coccinella septempunctata (seven-spotted ladybird), 1924 nucleotides. RefSeq lists its product as uncharacterized. The record is from RefSeq and is a predicted model, not a curated record. NCBI's taxonomy places the organism in Eukaryota, Metazoa, Arthropoda, Insecta, Coleoptera, Coccinellidae. Bases 104 to 1828 code for a protein of 574 amino acids. The transcript is spliced from 2 exons.
AUUAAAUUUGAUUUAAUCACGUCCAUUUGUUGAUAAAUUGAGUUGUUUUCGGCUGGACUAAGCAGUAUUUGAAACUUGUGAUGCGGAUAUAGCUUUUUGUGAGAUGUCGAAAUUCAAUUAUUCUUUAAUACUUCUACAGUUCUGUACAUAUUUCCUAUCAACCAGAAGUCAAUUGUUGACAGGAAAUUGUCAGGAAGCUAUACGAACUUAUAUGGAGUUAUUGCUAGAAAUGUAUCCUGGAAUAGUUCUGCCACCAUUCUUGUUGAGAUAUGAUGGCCUUCCAAGAAUGAUUGGAUGCCCACUGGGAAAUGACCCCUGCAAUAUCCCACAAAAUAACUUGAGUCCAAGCAACAUGGGAAGUCAAAAAAGAACGUCAAUCUUAUUACCACGCUUACUUCCUGGUGGAGUAACGAUUGAUACACCAAAGAGGGAUGCUACAAUAGGAGCAGCAUACACAAAUGCGGAAUAUUCAGGCUUGAAUUCUGGGCAAGCAUUCAAAAGUACACAUGAUCAGCUCGGUCAGGCUCUGAAAAAAGAACAAGUUGCCUCCCAUCAAUCUGAAACGAAUCGUUUUCAGACCAUCAACUCAUACACUGAACACGCACAAACGAAUAAGCAACGUCUUCAUGAGUCUUCAAUGGAUCAGAUGAUGAACCACGGUGGCACGCUGAAGGCUGGUUCUGGAUUUGGCGGUACAAGUGCAAGACUUAUUCAACCUGGUUUGGCCAGUUCUUUUCAGCAAGGGGGAUUGUACAGCGAUUAUAAUAGGGAGAUUGCACUGAAACAAAUGCUGGCUAACGGUGGUACAAAGUCAUCAGCACUCAAAAGACCAUAUGGUGAUUAUAACAGGGAUAAUAUGGAAGGAUUGAAUGAGAUCCAUCAUGGUUAUGGCCUCGGGGUCAAUGGUAUGUAUGCCCAGAAUCAAAACCUUGCCGAAGCAUCCUCUGGAGGAUCUAUGUUGGUUAAUCAUGCAAGCUCACAAGCUGAAAUCGCGUACCUACAAGAGCGAAAGCUGCAAGAGGAAAGAAUUCAACAUCAACUCCAGAACAAACUCCAACAAGAAGGCAUUCAGCAAUAUCAACAGAAUGCAGCAAAUCAUGCAAGCUCACAAGCUGAAAUCGCGUACCUACAACAGCGAAAGCUGCAAGAGGAAAGAAUUCAACAUCAACUCCAGAACAAACUCCAACAAGAAGCCAUUCAACGAUAUCAACAGAAUGGAGCAAAUCAUGUUUUUGCUGAAAAUCAAAAAUUGGCUCCAGCAUAUUCCGGUGGAACACAAUUUGCCAACCAAGCUGGAAUGGGGCAUCUACAGCAGAUGCCAAUGCAGCAAGAAGCCUUUCGUCAUCAGCAGCAAAACGAAGCGAACCAUGCUUAUGCGGAGCAUCAGAAAGUAGCUGAAUCACAUCAUUCGACUACCAACCACAUAAGUACACAGGCAAUUAUGGGACAAACCCAGCAGGAGAAGAUCCGAGAGGAAAUUCUGCAUCAGCAGCAAGGUAAAUUGCAGCACGAGUCUAUUCAAAGUCACCAUCAGAAUGGUCAGAAUGAUGGACCAUUGGGUUUUUACCUGUUGGGUGGAGAAGUGAAAGGAGACAAUUAUCACGCAGGUGGAAACGGAAUGCAAACAGCAGCAUUUGGAUCGUCCAGCGUCCAACAACAGUCCUACGCAUCAGGACAAAUGCACCAUGCGGGAGGGGUUGGUGUACAGGGUUUGGAGGUUAUCCCACCAGGUGGUGUUAGAGAGGUUGUGAAGGGAGGUCAAAAAGUUCUCAUAUCUAAUACUGAAUGUCCAGAUAAGUCUGAAUUAUGCAUCACAAUCGAUUCUUAGAUUUCAGUUGGUAAUGCAUUAAAUAAAUUUUGAAAAUUGAAUAUUCCCUUUGUAUGGAAAAAUAAAAGCUGCAUAUAAAAUAAAACUGAUGAUUUU